AUUUCAUUUCCCAUAAUUUUGGUAAAAUGCUAACUUGCAGUAUACAUGAUCAACUUUUCUUUGUGUGAGUGAAAAUAAUCAUAUCGAUCGAUUGAUUUAAAUUUGACGGAAAUCAAAAGAAAAAUUAUAUUUCAUCAGCGAAGUGCACAGUGAUCGGUGCUCGACGUCUUCCCUCUCCAUUACCUACCAGUUACGAGAAAAAAUGUCUGACGGUGAGGGAUUUUAUUCUUCCGAGGAAGAACUGCCACGGCGUCGUCCCGUGAAGCCUGCAGCGCUGAGCGCCGCGCCGAGCACGUCUACUGCUCCCGCCCCAACUCCAUCCGGCUCAAGGAAGCGGAAGACUAAAGCUUCCGAAUCCGCUUCCGAAAGUAGAGCAGCAAUCAAUAAGGGCAAACAAAAAAUUGACCUGGCGACAUACAAUCGUCGCAAAGCAACUGUGGCGGCGCUGUUCGGUGGGUCGGAUGACGAGGCGGAGGCUGCAGCGGCACUGAACAACCCGAUUCAAGAGCUGGAGAGCAGCUUAACCCGAAAAGUUGGGGAUGGGUCGUUGCGGCGAACCGCAAAAUUAGACGGAAGCCUGUUCUGCGAACUUCGUGUUUACGAAGUUCGCGAUAUUAAAAACAUAUCCCCACGGGACCGGUGGACCAAAGCGUACACCAGUCUUAAGUAUCAAUUCGAUUAUGAUAGUCCGGAAUGGACUAACAUAAUUGAUUUCAUUCGGGUUGCGAAGACCCGAUUUACACAGGAGCCAAUAUACUAUCCGAAUAAGAAGUAAAUCUUAGUUGGAUAGUAUAUGUUUCAGAAAAUCGAAUUAAAGUUAAUCGUCUUUAAAAAUAAAAACUACAAAAUAUGUUUAAAUUAUUAAAUAUUGUUCGUUGCUAAUUUAUUUAAUUUAAAUAUUAAUUAAAUUUUACCUUACAUAUUUUACAGAUACCUAAUAUUUUUUAUCGAUGAUUAACUUUAUUUAGGCUUUCUGAAACCGGCUCCUAACUAGGUUAUAGCGGUAUACCAAAUACCUUAUUUUUAACUACUUUAUCUUACUGAAAAUAUAUAAUAAAAUAUAAUAUAACUUAAUAAGUAAAGUGUUAAUUAUUUACUUAUUCAACAAUGGUUAACCCCAGUAAAAAUAUUUUCUGCUCAGUGUGCGAACAAUUAGUAAAAAGUAAAGCCUUUUCAGCUCACUUAAAAAGCAUAGCUCAUAAAAAUAAUACCCGAGUUGAAGCGGAGGAGUGUAUAGAAAAAAUUAAUUCAGCAUUUCGUUCACGAAUUGCUUCGUAUCGAGUGUACGAUUCCCGCAGAACCAAACAUCCCGCCCCCGUGCCCGCAGCUCGCCCCGGGCGUGCGCAAGCGCAGGUGUGUGCUCCUGAAAGCCACCCUGUAAUGCCGGCACCGUUUUUGCGUGUCAUCGCUGGUAAAGUUCAGCGACUAUUGAAUGCGGCUCUUGCUACGCAUCAAAGUGUUAAAAUUAACUUUGAACUAUUUGCAAAUUUUUAUCUACCUAAAAAUGAUACUUCCGAGGUUAAGUCUUUUGCCACUGAAAAUAGGUGCAUCCACAGCAAUUAUGAUUUCAAAACUAUAUUCAAUGAGAUGUGCGACGUAAUUCUAAAAAAAGUUGACGAGUUCCAGGAACGCGAUAGUGGGUGGUCAUUGCUUGAUACACUUUAUUUAGAGGUAAAUAUUAAUAAAUAUAUUCCUCUUCGUGCGUCUGGCUUUAUUGAUCUACCAAAAAGCAUAAAAAGUAAGAAAGCUUGCAUCAAUGUGAACAAUAAUGAUAGUUUUUGUUUUCUUUGGUGCAUAAUGGCAGCUCUUUUUCCGGCGAAAUGUAACGCAAACCGAACAAAAUCAUAUCCACAUUUUUGUACCGUUCUAAAUACGCAUGGAAUGACAUUUCCAGUCAGCUUUACCGACAUAAAAUUAUUUGAAAAAAAUAAUAAAAUUAGUGUCAACGUUUAUGGGUUAAAAAAAUGUAAUGUUGUUGGCCCGCUAUACAAGUCAAGUGCCCGCCAAGCGGUUCACGUAAAUCUUUUAUUGCUUGAAAAUAAGAAUACGUUACAUUAUUGUUUAAUAAAAGAUUUGAAUAAACUCUUACGUUCGCAAUUAACCAAACACCAUGGAAAAGUUUACUUUUGCGAUGAGUGUUUGAUAUGUUUUGAUUCCGAGGAACGAUUGACCUUGCAUAGUUGUGGAGGCGUCGCGACAGUUCUGCCGACUGAAGGCGCAAUACUCGAGUUUAAGCACUACGAACGCUUACAAAAAAUGCCUUUUGUUAUUUAUGCUGAUUUUGAAACUUUGUUGGAGCCGUGUUCAACAAUACCAGAUUCGAAUCAUACACAAAUUACUCACAAGCAUAUACCGAGUGCUUUUUCUUAUUACAUAACUUGUUCAUACGAUAAUAAUUUCAAUAAAUUAAUGUUUUAUCGCGGUAAAGAUUGUGUCGAUAUGUUUAUAAGUUUUCUUCAAAAUGAUAUAACAGAAAUUUAUAAAGUCCUCUCUAGACCUAUAGCACUGGUAAUGACUGACACGGAUCAAUUAAAUUUUGAUACAUCACAUCAAUGCUGUAUAUGUGAGAAACCGUUAGUAGAAGACCGAGUGAGGGAUCACUGUCACUUAACAGGUAAAUACAGAGGAGCAGCGCAUUCGUAUUGUAAUUUGCGCUACAAACUCCCUAAAUUUAUUCCUGUAUUUUUUCACAAUCUGUCUGGGUACGAUAGCCACUUGUUUAUACGACAUUUGGGAUCUAUUCCAGGUAAAAUUAAGGUUAUAGCAAGAAACAAGGAAAACUACAUAUCGUUUACUAAAAUAUUUCAAAUGACAGAUUCAGAAAAUAUUGCUGUGAGAUUUGUUGAUUCCUUUAGCUUUUUGCCUUCUAGUUUGGACAAGCUUUCAAACACUUUAGCUGAUGAACAGUUUAAGCAUUUAAAUCAAAUUUGUAAAAAUAAAUCCGAGUUCAAUCUUCUUAGACGAAAAGGUGUCUAUCCCUACGAUUAUAUGACCACGUGGUCAGCCUAUGAUGAGACAAAACUUCCACCGCAAGAAUUAUUUUUCAAUAAGUUAAACAAUUCAUCGUUAUCAAUCGAUGACUAUAAACAUGCAAAAAAUAUAUGGUGCACAUUUAAUAUAAAUAAUUUAGGAGAAUAUACAGAUUUAUAUGUAAAGACAGACGUGUUGUUAUUAGCAGACGUUUUUGAAAAUUUUCGCACAACAUGUAUAAAAAAUUAUAAGUUAGAUCCGGCUUUUUAUUUGACUUCACCAAGCUAUAGUUUUGACGCUAUGCUUUUAAAAACACGAGUUAAUUUGGAGCUCAUCCAUGACUUAGAAAUUAUUAGGAUGCUUCAAAGUGGUAUUCGUGGUGGUGUGUGUUUGUGUACAACCAGACACGCUAAAGCUAAUAAUAAGUAUCAACAUAGUUAUGACCCAAAACUUCCAUCAAACUUUUUAGUUUACCUUGAUUGUAAUAACCUAUACGGAUAUGCAAUGUGCCAAAGUUUACCUCACUCAGGAUUCAAAAUGUUAAGUAAAUUUGAAAUAGAUGGAUUGAACAUAUUAGAUAUAGCAGAUGAUGCCGCAUAUGGAUAUAUUUUGGAGGUUGAUUUAGAAUAUCCAGAUUAUCUCCAUGACUCUCACAAUGAUUUGCCCUUUUGUGCACAAAAGUUUGCACCACCGGGUUCAGUGUCAAAAAAAUUAAUUCCAAAUUUAUAUGAUAAAUUUCAUUACGUGAUUCAUUACAUACACUUGAAAAAUUGUAUUAAACAUGGUUUAGUACUGAAAAAAAUCCAUAAAGUAAUUAAAUUU
This is a messenger RNA of Plutella xylostella (diamondback moth), 3792 nucleotides long. RefSeq lists its product as uncharacterized. The record is from RefSeq and is a predicted model, not a curated record. Lineage: Eukaryota; Metazoa; Arthropoda; Insecta; Lepidoptera; Plutellidae.